Ctenocephalides felis (cat flea) is the source of this 2675-nucleotide messenger RNA. RefSeq lists its product as uncharacterized. NCBI's taxonomy places the organism in Eukaryota, Metazoa, Arthropoda, Insecta, Siphonaptera, Pulicidae. The transcript is spliced from 13 exons. The record is from RefSeq and is a predicted model, not a curated record. Bases 318 to 2675 code for a protein of 785 amino acids.
CAGUGAUAUGAGAUGAGAGAAGUAACAUCUUGAUUUAUUUCUACUUAUCUUUGUGUAUAAUAUUUCAUGUAUAAAAAAAGUUAAUAAUAUUGAAUUAUCAACUCAGUUCAUUAUAAAUCGCGUGUGUGAUGGUGAAGUUUAAUGUAUGAUUAUUUGUGCGAAUUUGAAUUACAUAGAAAAUUUAAUGGAAAUGUGGUGUAUUGUGCGUUAUUGUUGUGUUUUGUGAUUUCUAUUUUAUUUUGUCAUUAAACGUACCGGAUAUUAAAGCAAAACCAGGCGAACAGAUGAAAACAAUUGUAGAAGUCCAUGUAUAGAACAUGAGGCUUAUAAUAGACAAGAAAUUUGAACAAUGCUGUAUUUUGAUAAUUGUUUGUCUGGUGGCUGCCUGCAGGGCAGUUCCUGCUGCAAUUCCCGAUCCGCUGCAGCAGGAAGUCACAGCCAUGCGAGCCCUGGUUGCUUCAGUUACAGGCCAACUUGACAAGUUCAACAGCCUCUAUUUGGGAAGCUUGGAACAGAAAUUAAUAUCGACAGCCACUUUGUUAACGAAUAUAGACAGCAAUGUAAAGCAUUUACAGGAACGAGCACAUGUUUGGGACACUUUUCAGCUGCAUGUAUUAGCAUGGAACGAACAAAUCAAAACUGUAGACAAGAAAAUGGAUUUACUCAGCAGGGAACAAGAAAAAUUAUUAGACAUAGAUAAUAAAUUAACGACGCUACUAGGUUUGGAAUAUAAAGUUCAGCGUGUGAUGGAAAAAUUAGAAACCUUUGACAGUAAAUUUUUGGAACUAUUUGAGAAAAUCGAAAACACUGAAAAUUCUCCGACGCAAACACAAAACACCCAAAAAGAUACUAUUUGGAAUGAGUUCGCUGGUAUCGGAGUCCUUAGUACACUCAAAAAUAUAGAAAAUAAAGUUGAUAAACUACAGCAAGUGCCCACAAAAUCGUACAAACGCAAUGCUGGCAGAAAAGCAGCAGACAAUGAGGAUUCGGCAGAUCCACGAGGUAAAUUCGUAAUAAGAUGCAGCACACCGCCCCAGAUCGAGGAAACGAUAUACGAAAUAUCCGCGAAAGUUAACGCUUUGCAUGAUAAGUCUUGCGGCGGUAAAUUGCCUUACCGCCGCGGAAGACACCACGGUACCGAAGACGAUGGGGACGAGCUGAUUCAAACAGGCCGAGACACAACUUGGCGUCGUUUAACACAACCAGUACGAGAUAGUUGUUUAUCGGAAGAAGAUACAAGUUUACUCAGACUUGUUGCAGAUACUACACAAGAAUUAUUAGACAGCGGUGUACAGCGCGAAACUCUGUCGUGUUGCAAACGAACCGAACAGGAAAUGCAAACUUUUACGGGAAGUGCGGAUAUAUUACUAAAGCGCGUAGAAAGGGUCGCGGUGGGUCUAGAAAGCCGCGAGUCUAGACGGGAAGAUGCCAGCGAAGCCAGGUUCAGAGAGCAGAGGGAAUAUUUUGAGAAAUUGCUUAAAAAUUAUACAAACAAAUCAUCUAGCCCGUUGCCGCCAAAGGUCCACCAAAAACACUACGACGAAAAUUCCAAAGACGGAAGCGGACAAUCUGGUUUUGGAUUACAGGAUGACACUGAAGAAGGAGAUGCCACAGAAGAGGACGUAGACGAUGACAUUCGAAUUAUUGAAGUCGAACCGACAACCAGCACCACCAGCACGACGAUUGUUGAAAUAACACCCGCGACAACUCCAAGAACAGAAUCUGUGACAUAUAGUACAACGGAAACACCAGUUACAUACAUUUCACCAACAAUGCCGACUACGACGUUUUUGCCAAAAACAACAACUCGGAUGCCUACACAAACUACCACAGAAGCAAUGAUUUUUGUCAACUCAACAGAAAGUGAUCAUACCACAAUGGUAACUACGACGACAACUGAUCAUGAAACAAUGCAGGUACCAUUUAAAAGAUGUGAAGAACUCGAAGAUUCCUACAAAGAAGGCGUUUACAUAUUAGGCUACCGGCGCGAUUACAAUGACGCCGGACGCGACUUUUACACACGUUACUGUCGACCAGGGCCUGAUGACCAGACGGCCUGGACAGUCAUCCAAAGCCGAGGUCAUAGUGCAGGCGAUAGAUUAGACUUUAACCGAGACUGGCAAGAAUACAAAAACGGGUUUGGAUUGAUCAAUGAAGACUUCUGGAUGGGAAAUGAAUAUAUACACCGUCUUACUAACGAACAGGAAGUUACUUUGAGAAUUGAAUUAGACGAUUUUGAAGGACAUCGCGCGUGGGCCGAGUAUUCGCGUUUCCGCGUUGCAGGCGAGAGAGACCAGUACGCCCUGCAGAUUGGUGGCUACCGGGGCAACGCAUCAGAUUCGUUCGGCUCGCAUCAUGGAGCUCUGUUUAGCACGAAGGACCGCGACAACGACGAGGCGCCGCCCUGCUGUCCGUGCGCCGUAUCGUACGGCGGCGGAUGGUGGUUCAAUAGUUGUUUCGAAGCGAACCUCAACGCGCCUUACUACAGCUCUCCGCACGAGAACGAAUACUUCAGGGGCAUCAUCUGGGAAAACUGGUUAGGAGACUAUUCCCUACGCGCCACUCGCAUGAUGGUACGAGGUAAAACCUUAAAACGACAUGCUACCACAUCGAUAUCGGAAGAAGAAAAAAAAACAUCCGUACCUGAAGACUAUGACAUACCUGAUGAUCCAUGA